This is a messenger RNA of Penicillium argentinense, 693 nucleotides long. RefSeq lists its product as uncharacterized. The transcript is spliced from 2 exons. Lineage: Eukaryota; Fungi; Ascomycota; Eurotiomycetes; Eurotiales; Aspergillaceae. Bases 1 to 693 code for a protein of 230 amino acids. The record is from RefSeq and is a predicted model, not a curated record.
AUGGACCCAGACGAAAGUAUCCCCGAGGCCCAACCAUCAGCAUUCAACUACGUCCUCUCCUUCCUCUUGGUCGGAGUAGCCUGGGGCUUCACAACCCCCUUUAUACGACGCGCAGCAGCAGACUUCAACGCGCGACAAGAGAAGCAAACCGCCAACACCACAUCACGAGGACGCUCACAUACAAACUCAUCGAACCAAUCACCCUCGCCCGACGCCGGAGUGGAGCAAGAAUUGCUCGAGCGCGACGACGAGAUACAAGAUGAGGGCGUGAGGAGGCGCAGUGCGAGUCGCCAGCGCGAGGAGGAACGUCGGGCGAGUGCGGAUGCCGGCGUCGCGCAGGAGGUUGAUGUGGAUGAUGCGCCUGCACCGGCUUGGAUGCAGUCAAAUAGGCGGUCAUGGCUCCGGACGAAGAUUGUGUCUGUGUUUUGGACGGUGGUUAAUUUGUUGCGGACGCCGGCGUACUCGAUUCCCCUGGUUAUUAAUUUGACUGGGAGUAUUUGGUUUUUCUUGUUAGUUGGCAAGCACGAGUUGUCUUUGACGGUUCCGCUGGCUAAUUCGAGUGCCUUCUUGUUUACGGUACUCGGGGAGUGGUAUGUUGAUCGCAAGGUUAUUGCGAAGGAGACGUGGCUGGGCCUGAUCCUGGUUUUGGGUGGCAUUGCGUUGUGUGUGCACUCUAAGAACCAGACGGGUUGA